Messenger RNA from Spinacia oleracea (spinach), 1516 nucleotides. RefSeq names its product 14 kDa proline-rich protein DC2.15-like. NCBI's taxonomy places the organism in Eukaryota, Viridiplantae, Streptophyta, Magnoliopsida, Caryophyllales, Amaranthaceae. The coding region runs from base 867 to 1280 and encodes 137 amino acids. The transcript has a single exon. The record is from RefSeq and is a predicted model, not a curated record.
AACAUAUUAGAAAAUAUCAAAACUUGUUUUAGUUAUAAAUUGUAGUUAGUGAUCCCUUAUUUGUCCUUAACUUAUCUUAACUAAACUUAUCUAAGUGGACUAUCAGCAAACGGAUCUUAAUUAUACGAUGGGCCAAAGGGAAAACAUUAUAAACGGUAAAGACAAAUCUUAAGAGAUGGCCAUAUAAUUGAGGUUAGCCAGCCUAGAAUUUCUACUUGAUAUUGUAACACGUAUCGCCUUUAAUUACACUAUUAGAAGUUGGCUCAACGACGAUCUCUUAUGACCCAAAGGAACAUAAUUAAGAGCUAGCCAAGGUUUUUACCUUAUAAAUAUCCGUUAUGGUCCUACUAAAUUGAUAGAAUCUUUGUCAAUAAAAAUGAGUUGAAUACACAUGAUAGAGGAUGAGAGUGAAAGGGGCAAUGAAUGGGCAGAAUUAGGCCGGUGGUUUUAUGCACUUAGGACAUUCACCAAAGACAACACCACUGAGCAGUGAGCAGUGAGCAGUGAGCAGUGAGCACUGACCACAACGUGGGUUUUUGAUCACGGGCCAAGUUAACAUAGAUGUUGGAGCCAAUUGAAUCCAACUUAAUACUAAAUUGACUAAAGACAAAAGCUUAACAAAACGUAGUUAAUUUGUUUCCAUUUGAAAGUUACACCAACUAGCUUAAUUAGCUUAGUACUAGGAACUAGGAACUAGGAAGUAGUCUGUAAUCUGUAUAUGCAUAUUAAUUAAUUGGCGUAUAUAUAUAUAAUAUACUCGAUCUAUAACCCUAAUCCUCUCUAUAAAUAACGUACCGGUGCUAAUCCUUAUCCAUACACUAAUUAAGUAAUUAGCUAAAAAUAAAUAAACAUCGAUCAAAAUUAAGAUGAAGAUGAAGAUGAAGAUGAAGAGCAAGAGCUCAGCUUUAGCAAUUGUUUUUCUCUUACUAAAUCUCCGCCUGGUUAACAGUUGUUACGUUUGUGGGAAGCCAAACAAGCCAUCACCAACAAUAUCAAUAGGGGGAGGGUCGAGUGGUCAACAACACUGCCCAAGGGAUGCCUUGAAACUUGGCAUAUGUGCAAAAGUGUUGAAUGGCCCUGUCAAUGCUGUUAUUGGAACCCCUCCAACCCACCUUUGUUGUAGUGUUAUUCAAGGCCUUCUUGAUUUGGAAGCUGCAAUCUGCUUAUGCACUGCUAUUAAGGCUAAUAUUCUUGGGAUUAACCUUAAUAUUCCCAUUGUUCUUAACCUUCUUAUCAACGUUUGCGGCAAGUCUACUCCCUCCGACUUCCAAUGCGCCUAAUUAAUUUGCAAAUCAUCCAGGAUCGAAUAACAAUUUCAAUACAUUUCCAGCUUUAGCUUUGCUUUAAUCAAUAUAAUUGUUUUCUUCUUGUUUCUGCUUUUGUAGUAGAAAUUAAUUAACUUGUAUUUUGUGCUUUCUCUAUUACGUACAUUGGGAAAGAACCUCUCAAUGAAUUUAUUAAUUUAACUUUAGAUUUAAUUAUUAAUGUCAUGCAUGUAAGAUGCAAACUUUCAUUA